Molecule: messenger RNA, 2773 nt
Organism: Adelges cooleyi (spruce gall adelgid)
Lineage: Eukaryota; Metazoa; Arthropoda; Insecta; Hemiptera; Adelgidae
Product: cell division control protein 45 homolog
Exons: 14
Coding region: 399-2156 (585 amino acids)
Biological process (GO): mitotic DNA replication preinitiation complex assembly; DNA replication initiation; double-strand break repair via break-induced replication
Cellular component (GO): DNA replication preinitiation complex
Molecular function (GO): single-stranded DNA binding; chromatin binding; DNA replication origin binding
Source: RefSeq, a predicted model, not a curated record
UAUCUACGAUUUGGAUCCCUUUUCCCGCUCUUAAUGUCAUGCAAGCAACCGUGUCGGAGGAAAAAUGUCAUGGAUUAAAAGACAUCCCCAUUCGAUUUCAAGUGACAUUUUUUCCAUGGUUUUUCACCUCCAUCCACCCUCCGUCAAUGGUCUUAUCAAGGUCUAUAAUAACUUACAAGACCUUAGCAGUUUAUUAGCCGCCCAUCAGCAGCUGUUACAUAUGACAAGGUGUAUAAUUAAUAAAUUUAAACUUUAAACUGUUAACGUUCGUCUCGGUGCUGUUAAGACUUAAGUAAUAUUAAUUAUAUUAUAAUCGGCGUUCACUAAAAACAGCAAUAAAUUAUUGUAAAAUUUUCGUUUUAUAGCCACCAAUAUAGAAACGUGAAAUAGUGAUCAAAAUGUUUGUUGACGAUAUAGUCAAAGGCUUCUACGAUAUAAUAUCAAAGAAUAAAAUAUUAAUUCUGGUAAACUAUGAUGUGGAUGCCAUUUGUGCUGUGAAAAUACUCCAAUGUAUUUUACGCUUCGAUAACAUUAUUUAUAUACUUGUACCUGUCAAAACGCUUACGGAAUUGAAAAGAGAGUAUGAUGAACAAAAAGCUGAUGUUAAACAUGUAAUCCUAAUUAAUUGUGGAGGUACGUCAGAUAUUGUUGAAAUAUUACAACCAGAAGAUAAUGUGAUUUUUUUCAUUGUCGAUAGUCAUAGACCUACAGAUGUUUGUAACAUUUACAGUAGUUCACAGAUUAGGAUUUUAGCACCACCUGAAGAUGAUGAAAAAAUUCCAGAAUUUGAAUAUAUAUUUAAUGAAGAUGAGUCAUCGGAGGAAGAAACUUUUUCUGACUAUCCAAAAGAUGAUGAUGAUGAUGAUGACGAUGCCAGUAUUGAAGAACAACAAAAUAAAAGAAGAAAACUGGAUCAAAGUGUAUUAUUAAGACGUAAAGAAAUUAGGAAAUGGGAAGAAAAUAGAAAGAAGCUUUUAUUUGAUUAUUCACAGUUCUCAUAUUACGGACGUUCGAGUGCAAUGUUAAUGUUUGACCUUGCUUGGAAGUUGCAUAGAGAAUCUAUUGACUUGUUAUGGUGGGGUAUAGUUGGUGUGACCGAACAAUAUAUUUUAGGUAAAACAGAACGUAUGCGUUACUUGAAAGAAGUAGAAGUGAUUGGUGGCCAUAUUGGUCGUAUUUGCGAGUCUACUCUGAAUCAUGAAAAUAAGGAAAAUAUAUCAAAAUCAUCAGUAACCAAACCAAUUAAUUUUUCUGCCCAGUUACGAAUUGAAUCCGAUAAAGAUUUGUUAUUGGCAUUAUACAGACAUUGGACUAUUGAAUCUAGUCUUCGAUAUUCCAUGUUUACAGCAGUUUCAUUAAAACUAUGGACUAUCAAAGGUGAAAAGAGACUACAGCAAAUAUUAGCAGAAAUGGGAUUACCGUUGUCUGAAAGCCGACAAAUGUUUUACUCCAUGGAUUUGAGUUUACGGAAACAGUUUUAUGGUAUGAUGGAAAAAAUAUCCAAUGCUCAUAAUUUAUUACAAAUGACAUAUCCUUCUUUCAUGUUAUUACAAGGGUUUAAAACAAAAUAUCAGUGUGCUGAUUAUGUUUACUCAAUGGUUGCUACUUUAGAAACCAAUACAUGUGAGAUAUCAACAAUUAAAUGUUUCUAUAAUACCUUGGAUUCAUUAUCAAGGUCUAAAAAGGACUUAUUGGAUCAAGGAAUAGAAAAGGCAAAGUGGAUACUCACUAAUAUGUUCCGACACGUACAAGCUGCAUUAGAUAUGAAACAAAUAGUUUCAGCAGGACCCUUUUACUAUUUUAUUGUGCAAGAGGGUACGUUACAUUCUCAGCAUUACUCAAAUCCACAUUGCUUAACGAUGUUGGCUACGUUUGCGCUAAGAGCUCAGGUUGCAUCAGUUCGUAAAGCCAAAGCUACACGUUUACCACUAAUUGCGUCGGCAACGCUUAAUUCUAGCGAAGAAACUUGUUUGGUGGCUGGUAUUCCUCCUAUUACAGAAACAAUGCCUAAAAGUUUUUUUGGAAAGGCAUUUGAACAAGCAGCUAAUAAAACAAAUAUAGAAUUAACGUUGGAUUAUUUUGACUCGUCCAUUGCUAAAUUAAAAAUCAGAGAUCGACCACGAUUUUUUGAUGCAUUAAGUGCAUUGCUUAGUUAACAAUAUUAAUGAUUAUUACAAUUUGUAUUAAUAUGAAUGUUAUGUAUGUUGUAAUGAUAUUUAAUUUUAAACAGUUAUGUUCCUUUAAAACUAUAGAAUAUUUGGAAUGAUAAUGAAUAUUUAAUACAUAAUAAUUGAUUGCCAUUAUAGUUUUAACUUAGGUAAAUAUUUUUAUAUUAUUUGAUUUUGUGUUAAUGUGUGUCAUAAUUUUAUUUUUUAGAUGUUUUUUACAUUUCUCAUGUCUACUCUGUAUAUUAUGUAUGUUAUACAGUAGUCGGUACCUACACAUUUAUAAUUAUUAUGGUGAGUGUGAUACAAAUUUUAUAUUAGCAUCGCUGUAAGGCAGAAUUAAAUUUUAAAUUGUCAAAUCAUUAACCUAAUAACGCCUCUGUCUCGUGUUCAAUUUAAGUAUCCACUCUUUUAAUUCUUCCCAAAAACGAGAACCACAAGCAUUCAAUUUUAUACUUAUAUUUUGUUAGUAUUUAAUUGUUUUUAUACAUACAUGAUUUUGUUUACGCUUAUGCCCGUCAAUUAUUAAUUAAAAAAUACCAGAUUUUCUAAAAAGCAUUAAAAUUAUUGUAUAAAAAAAUGUAUUAUGUGAUAAUUAUGUUAUGAGU